Messenger RNA from Melozone crissalis (California towhee), 3314 nucleotides. RefSeq names its product histone deacetylase 5 (gene HDAC5). Gene Ontology annotation, molecular function: histone deacetylase activity. Bases 108 to 3314 code for a protein of 1068 amino acids. The transcript is spliced from 27 exons. NCBI's taxonomy places the organism in Eukaryota, Metazoa, Chordata, Aves, Passeriformes, Passerellidae. The record is from RefSeq and is a predicted model, not a curated record. Gene Ontology annotation, biological process: chromatin organization; negative regulation of transcription by RNA polymerase II. Gene Ontology annotation, cellular component: histone deacetylase complex.
CCGGGGGGACCCCAGGGCUCCCGGGCGGCGCGGGCACAGCCCCGGUGCCCCGGCCGGCGCUGACGGACACGCGGCUCUGCGAGCCCCCCCGGCACCCGCGGGCCACCAUGGACCCCCAGAGCGACGCAGAGGGUGGGUCCGGCCGCGAGCCCCCGCUGGAGCUGCUGCCCCGUGUCCCCCUGCACGCUGCCCUGCCCGCCCCAGCGUGUCCGGCGGGGCCGGAGGGGCCGGAGGGCCCGGGGCCCGAGGCGGGGGUGGACGCGGGGCUGGCGGCGGCGCGGGAGCAGCAGCUGCAGCGGGAGCUGGUGGCCCUGAAGCAGCAGCAGCAGCUCCAGAAGCAGCUGCUCUUCGCCGAGUUCCAGAAGCAGCACGAGCACCUCACCCGCCAGCACCAGGUGCAGCUCCAGAAGCACCUCAAGCAGCAGCAGGAGGCCCUGGCAGCCCGGCGGCAGCAGGAGCUGGAGCAGCAGCGGCAGCGGGAGCGGCAGGAGCUGGAGCAGCAGCGCCUGGAGCAGCUGCAGAGCCUGCGCCCCAAGGAGCGGGGCCGGGACAGCGCCAUCGCCAGCACGGAGGUGAAGCUGAAGCUCCAGGAAUUCCUGCUCAGCAAGACGAAGGAGCCGGGCCCCGGCCCCCCCAACCAUUCCCUCCCCCAGCACCCCAAAUGUUGGGCUCACCACACCUCGUUGGACCAGAGUUCCCCCCCGCAGACCGGCAGCCCGGGGACCCCCCCGUCCUACAAGCUCCCCCUCCUCGGCACCUACGACGGCCGGGACGAUUUCCCGCUCCGCAAAACCGCGUCCGAGCCCAACCUGAAGGUGCGCUCGCGGCUGAAGCAGAAGGUGGCGGAGCGGAGGAGCAGCCCCCUCCUGCGGCGCCGCGACGGCUCCGUGCUCAGCGCCUUCCGCAAGCGCCACGUGGAGAUCACCGUGUCAUCAGUCUGCAGCAGCGCCCCCGGGUCGGGGCCCAGCUCCCCCAACAGCUCCCACGGUGCCCACAACGGCCUGGCCGCCUCUGUCCCCAACAUCCACAGCGAGCAGCUCCUGCCCCAGCCCCGCGCCCUGGCCCUGGACGGGGCCCAGCUCAGCCUCUACACGUCCCCAUCGCUGCCCAACCUGUCCCUGGGGCUGCAGGCCACUGUCACCGUCACCAGCGCCCACCUCCCCGUGUCCCCCAAGCUGUCGCCGCAGGCGGAGGGCGAGCGGCCGGGGGUGCCCCCGGGGGUGUCCCCGCUGCGCGCCGGGGCCGCCCUCACCGGGAAGUUCCUGAGCACGUCCUCGAUCCCGGGCUGCCUGCUGGGGGUGGCCCUGGACGGGGGGGACGCCCCCAGCGGGUCCCCGUCCCUGCUGCAGCACGUGCUGCUGCUGGAGCAGGCGCGGCAGCAGAGCACCCUCAUUGCUGUGCCCCUGCACGGGCAGUCCCCGCUGGUGGCGGCAGAGCGGGCCGGGGCUGCCCGCGGGGGGGGCAGCAAGCUGCCGCGGCACCACCGGCCCCUGAGCCGCACGCAGUCCUCGCCCCUGCCCCAGAGCCCCCAGGCGCUGCCCCACGGGCCCCUCCAGCAGCACUUCCUGGACAAGCAGCAGCUCCAGCUGGCCAAGCUGCUCCCCAAGGGGGCGGAGCUGGCACGGCAGCCCCCCACGCACCCCGAGGAGACGGAGGAGGAGCUGACGGAGCAGCAAUCGCCCCCCCCGGGGGACAGGGGCCCCCCCCUCGGCCCCCCCAUCGCCCUGGUGUCCCCGGAGGCCGGGGACCCCCCGGAGCAGCCCCAGGAGCCCCAGGGCUGCCAGGAGCCGGGGGACAGCGGGGACGAGGCCCCUGGGGACCCCGACGUCACCGAGCUGGGGGUCACCUACAAGCAGGUGUACCCCGAGGCGCCGCUGCAGCUCUUCCCCGCGCCCCCCCUGGGGGUCCUGGCUGUGCCCCACGCCGCCCUCGCCCGCACACAAUCGUCCCCGGCCAGCGUGAAACCCCCCCAGCCCGAGGGGCCCCCCAAGCACCUCUUCACCACAGGUGUGGUGUACGACACGUUCAUGCUGAAGCACCAGUGCACCUGCGGCAACACCACCAUCCACCCCGAGCACGCCGGCCGCAUCCAGAGCAUCUGGUCCCGGCUGCAGGAGACGGGGCUGCUGGGCAAGUGUGAGCGGAUCCGGGGCAGGAAGGCGACGCUGGAGGAGAUCCAGACGGUGCACUCGGAGCACCACGCGCUGCUCUACGGCACCAGCCCGCUGAACCGCCAGAAACUGGACAGCAAAAAGCUGCUGGGUCCCAUCACUCCGAAGACGUACGCGGUGCUGCCGUGCGGGGGCAUCGGGGUGGACAGUGACACGGUGUGGAACGAGCUGCACUCGUCCAGCGCCGUGCGCACGGCCGUGGGCUGCCUGCUCGAGCUGGCCUUCAAGGUGGCCGCAGGGGAGGUCAAGAACGGCUUCGCUGUCAUCCGCCCCCCAGGCCACCACGCCGAGGAGUCCACGGCCAUGGGCUUUUGCUUCUUCAACUCCGUGGCCAUCUCGGCCAAGCUGCUGCAGCAGCGGCUCAGCGUGGGCAGGAUCCUCAUCGUGGACUGGGACAUCCACCACGGCAACGGGACCCAGCAGGCCUUCUACAGCGACCCGCACGUGCUCUACAUCUCCCUGCACCGCUACGACGACGGCAACUUCUUCCCGGGCAGCGGCGCCCCCGAGGAGGUGGGCAGCGGGCUGGGCGUGGGCUACAACAUCAACAUCGCCUGGACCGGCGGCGUGGACCCCCCGAUCGGGGACGUGGAGUACCUGACGGCCUUCAGGACGGUGGUGAUGCCCAUUGCCAAGGAGUUCUCCCCGGACCUGGUGCUGGUCUCCGCCGGCUUCGACGCCGUCGAGGGCCACCUGUCCCCUCUCGGUGGCUACUCCGUGACCGCCAAGUGUUUCGGGCACCUGACCAAGCAGCUGAUGAUGCUGGCGGGCGGCCGGGUGGUGCUGGCGCUGGAGGGGGGACACGACCUGACGGCCAUCUGCGACGCCUCCGAGGCCUGUGUCACCGCCCUGCUGGGCCUCGAGCUGGAGCCCCUGGACCCAGCCCUGCUGCAGCAGAAGCCCAACGUCAACGCGGUGGCCACGCUGGAGAAGGUCAUCGAGAUCCAGAGCCGGCACUGGGGCUCUGUCCGGCGCUUUGCCGCCGCCGUGGGCCGGUCCCUGCUGGAGGCGCAGCGCGGGGACACCGAGGAGGCCGAGACGGUGACAGCCAUGGCCCUGCUGUCCGUGGGGGCUGAGCACGGCAGGACGGAGCCACAGGCCAGGCCAGCGGAGGAGCCCAUGGAGGCCGAGCCCACGCUCUGA